AAUGCGUUUCUCCUCUGCAAUUGUCCUCGCCGUCAUGACUACUUUAGCAUCAUCAAUCUCUGCCAUGCCUCUUACCAGUGACACGGAUAGCGCCGAUCAUUGUGCCAAGGCUUGCUUUUGGGACUCACAAUGCAACAGCAAUCAAUGCACUUUUAAUGACUGCGUAAGUAUCAGCAUUUUUCUGGACUUGAUAACACGACUCACCUGCAUGGCAGACCUUUUUCGUCUGCACAGUGAGCCAACUUUCUGCUUUCACAUCGGUGCAGUAUGGCUGUUGAUACUGACGCGCGAGUUACUAGUGAUUUGCACUGCGAGUUGGUCGACCCUAGAUAUUGUCGAGUGUUGUUGAAAAGUUGAAAGUCGAUUCCCUGACAAAAUAAGAUAAUUGUUUCGGCAAGCCAAGUACACG
Suillus plorans is the source of this 409-nucleotide messenger RNA. RefSeq lists its product as uncharacterized. NCBI's taxonomy places the organism in Eukaryota, Fungi, Basidiomycota, Agaricomycetes, Boletales, Suillaceae. The transcript has a single exon. The record is from RefSeq and is a predicted model, not a curated record. The annotation marks the transcript as partial.